GCACACAGUAGGAAACCAGAGCAUCAUAACAUUGUCCCACACAGCAGCUAACAGCGGGGUUGCUACAAUAUAAAACUCGCGGGCCGCACUAACAUUAAACUUUCAUAUUAAGGUGGGGGCCACAAAAUAUCGUCCCGAGGGCCGCAAUUGGCCCGCGGGUCGCGAGUUUGAGACCCCUGCCUUAGAGCCUAGUCUCACAUGGUGUUGGACUAGAUGACGCCUUUUGGCGUCAGGAAAGCUGUCUCGGGUGUGGACCAAUCAACUUCAAGGACAAUGCAUACAUUAUCAGAGUUAUGUUUUUUGUUUGCAUUAUGACUGCAGGUAUUGUGGUCUAUGCAAACAUGACUUCUUGUAAAAAAAAGGUGUCAGUUUUGUUGCCAGAUAAAAGGGUAAAAAAACAAUUAUCAUAUUUUUCUACUGGCAAAUGAGGUUCCAAAGGUAUGUACACAACAGAGAGCUAACUGUGUGGUUGCUUUUGGGAUUUCACGCUGCCCUUUUUGUUAAUGGCCAGCUUUCAGCAUUGCAAAAUGGCAUCGUUUGGCAGUGUUGUGACUCGCACAUUUAUGUUCUUGCUUGUGCUUGUGGCUGACCGCAGCCUUGAUCCCAGCCCUGCAACAACCGUGACCUCAACACAGACUCCACGCCUAUCUUCUUGCACGAUACCCAUAAAGAGGAGAUUCUACAUCAGAAUGGCGUGCGCGAUGGCAACCCCAGUGCUUGAGCCUAGCAGGGACUUCCCGGCGUGGCUGGAGGCGCAGGGCGUGAACGAGGAGGUGGCCCGGGCCAUGGACUCUGAGCUGGGCAUCCGGGACUACGGGGUCCUGCGCGCCUGCAUCGGGGACGGCCUCGUGCGUGCCGAGCUGCUUUCCACGGCGCGCGACCGCCUGCCCUUCGGCUUCUACGCCGUGCUGCGGCAGGUGGUGAAGGCCCUGCAGGGUGCCGAGCUCCACAACGCUGGGACGUCACCCUGGGACGCUGCGCCAUCUCCGGGCGACGUGACGCUGGGAGGCCUGGUGGACGUGCUGCUCACACUUUUCAGCGGCUUGAGCCGAGAGCUACUGGUUUGCGCACAGAGGCUGGGAGACUUUGAUGGUGCUGGGGCCAGUGCCGGACGCUCCAUUUCGGACAGCAAGGAAAUAAUUUUUGAGGAAAAAGCAAUGGAUGAUGCAGAUGAUCAAGAUGUCGAUGAAAAUGAUGGGCACACCCGGGCCUCAUCAGAGGCAGGAGACUGCAGCCCAAACCCGUCGCUGCACAUGAUCAAAACCGAGGCAAGCUGCGCUGACGGUGAUCAUCAGAGUCCCACGUCGGACCAGAGAGACUCCAGCCCCAGCCAGACGCCGCCCAGGAUAGAAAGAGACGCGUGCGGAGGUAAUGUGGGCUUUGUCAUCCAACAAGUGACCUCGCUUCAGGAGAUGGGACUGGACCUAACGAAUGCAACCAAUGUUGACUCCUAUCCCUGGCUUCAACAGCAGCAGCAGCAGCAACAACAGCAGCAGCUGCCGGUCGACAAAAUACAAAUUGACACUGGCUGCACGGUCCCGCCCAUGUGUGCCGCUUACCUGCCCAAGCCGCUCACUGAAGAUCACAUUGACAGGCAGGAUGAGGCACCGUCCAGGAGCGACACUCUGCCUCCUGCCGCCGCCGCCGCGUACCGCGUGCCGAACUUUAAGCUGGUGCGGCGGCGGCGCAUGCUGCCGGUUCCCGUGCCGGCGAUUGCGGGCGGUGAAGACAACAAGCCGUUCCGGUGCAGCGUGUGCGCCCAGCGCUUCUCGCAGCGCGGCAACCUCGAGACGCACCUGCGCACGCACACGGGCGAGCGGCCGUACCGCUGCGCGACGUGCGGACAGGCGUUCUCGCAGAGCGCCCACCUUAAGUCGCACCAGCGCACGCACACGGGCGAGAAGCCGUACCGCUGCAGCAUGUGCGGGCAGAACUUUUCAUACUACUGCAGUCUCAAGCGUCACCAGUACAUGCACACGGGCGAGAAGCCCUUCCAGUGCUCGGAGUGCAAUCGUGCAUUCCUCGACCUGAGCAGCCUCAAAAGCCACCUCAACAAGCAGAGCGAGGAGGAGGUGGGGUGGAACCACGCGGCGGCGUUCCCCAUCGCGGCUGUCACCGUGGAACUGUGGCACCGGCACCCAGCCAUCGGGGAGCUCCUGUUCGCUGACCUGCUGAGCAAGUGCCCCUACUUGGCCCCUUUCUUCCCUCGUCCCACGCCUGGGCAGAGCCAGGAGGACGCUUUCAGGAUCCUCGGUUACCGCUUCGAGGAUGGGACACUAGAGGACGAAGACUUGUUCCUCCAGAGAAUGUCGGGCAUGGCGCGCCUGUACGCGGCCAUCGUCUCUGCACCCGUGUCUCCCUCCAGUGGCGACAAGAGCCACCCCCACGGCGUGAGUUACGGCUGGUCCUGGCUCACGCGGGUCCUGGAUAUGGAGCCCAUGGCCAAUGUCACCCCCACCGUGCUCUUCGGCUUUCUGGAGGUGGCAGGCAGUGCCAUGGAGGUUGCAUACGGCGAUCAGCUCUGGGAGCUGCUCGAUGUGCUAAGGAAAGAAUACAUCCCAAGAAUCGAGAAGGUGUACAUCCCGCAGCAGAUGGGAGCUGUGGUCAGACUGAGGCUGUUCCUCGAGGACUGUUUUGUUAAUCGGGAGAUUCCUUUGCCAAGCGGGCAUCUCUCAGAAGAAUUUUGGAAGGCUUAACAAGAUCACCCUUCACACCUGUACAUUAUGUAAAUAUAUAUUUUUGUAUGUAAGUAAAACCCUAC
This is a messenger RNA of Lethenteron reissneri (Far Eastern brook lamprey), 2761 nucleotides long. RefSeq lists its product as uncharacterized. Gene Ontology annotation, molecular function: translation initiation factor binding; inositol hexakisphosphate binding; phospholipid binding. Gene Ontology annotation, biological process: poly(A)+ mRNA export from nucleus. The record is from RefSeq and is a predicted model, not a curated record. Gene Ontology annotation, cellular component: nuclear pore; cytoplasm; nuclear pore cytoplasmic filaments. NCBI's taxonomy places the organism in Eukaryota, Metazoa, Chordata, Hyperoartia, Petromyzontiformes, Petromyzontidae.